CUGUGCUCCAUAGUAAACCUGCUCACCUGCAGGAUCCACCGGGUCGAACCGAACCGACAGCGCUGCUGCCUGGCUGCAGGAGCCCCAGGCCUCGCAAUCAGAACCGGUUCUGAUGCUCGCCUUCCCGUUGGACCCGAACCUGCUCUGGUUUGCGGCGGAACCGGCGAAUGAUGACAUCAGCGCGUGACCGUGUGUCCGCUACGCGCGUGAGCUGAUCGAUCGCUUCUCAGCUGACCCGGUACCCAGAACCCGGUACCCAGAACCCUCCCAGCGCUCCCAGUCCGGAUGCUGGCGGCCUCCAUCCAGGUCAGCGGGGAGCCGCUGUCGGCGGUCGAGGUCCAGGAUAUCUGCGACCGGCUCCGGGAGGACGGAGUUCGGCUGCUGUCGGUCCGCGGCUGCCGCGUGUCGGACCGGGACUUCGGCCGGCUCUGCCGCGGCGUGGCGGCCUCGCGCUGCCUCGCGCAGCUCAACCUCAAUCUGGGCGUGGUCUCGAGCAUCGGCCGCGCGCGCCACCUGGCGGACGCCUUGGCGGCCAACCGCUCCCUGCAGACGCUGUUCCUCCACGGCAGCCCGCUGCUGGACGCCGGCCUGGAGGCCCUGAACCCGGCGCUGGCCGCCCACCCGGCGCUGGUCUGCCUGGACCUGGGCGACUGCCUGCUGGGGGACGCGGCGCUGGCGCUGAUCUGCGGGAUGCUGCCGCCGGACGGAGCCAAGUCAGGUCUCAGAGAGCUGACGCUGAGCGCCAACCCGCGGAUCAGCACCAAGGCCUGGGCCCGGUUCUCGGUGGCGGUGGCUCACAGCUCCCAGCUCCGGGUCCUCAACCUGGACUACAACCCACUGGGUAAGGAACCGGAACCGGAGCCGGAGCCAGGUCUGGUUCUGAUGGGUCCGGUUCUAUCUGCAGGGGACCAGAUUGCGUCCAUGCUAGCUGUUGCCGUGGCGUCCAGUAGAACCCUGGAAGUUCUGGACCUGGAGGGAACCGGACUGACCCACCAGUCGGCGCAGGUUCUCACCAUAUUCUUCCUCCUCUUCCUCCUCUUCCUCAGCGGGCUGACAGCACAUGUUCUGGUUCUGGUUCUGGUUCUGCAGGUGUUCCUGGACAUGGUGGAGAACUACCCCACCUGCCUUCGGGUUCUGGUUCUGGCCGAAAACAAAGUGAGUCCAGAGCUGCAGCAGCAGAUCAGCGACCUGCUGUCUGAAGGGGAGGAGGACGGCCGGGAGGCUCCGCCCCCUCCGCCAGGCCACGCCCCCAGCUGUGCCCUGCAGCCAAUCAGAGAGAAGCCCCUCCCCUGGCUCCCCAACAGCAACUCCGGUCCGCCCACGGUCAUGCUGACGUCAGGAGUAGGUGAAAGCCUAUUGGCUGAAAAUGAAAGAUGACCACGCCCUCUUCCUGCUAGAUUGUCAUCACUUCCUGACCUGAAUGUUUGUCUGCUCCGACCUGAUUGGUGGGCCUGGGAAGGGGGCGGGGCUUGUUGACAGGUGUUGCUUUGUUCUGCUGUGAUGAUGUCACAAUAAAAACAGUUUACAGUUUGGUAA
Poeciliopsis prolifica (blackstripe livebearer) is the source of this 1536-nucleotide messenger RNA. Its product is annotated as leucine-rich repeat-containing protein 73-like. The coding region runs from base 286 to 1377 and encodes 363 amino acids. Gene Ontology annotation, molecular function: protein binding. The record is from RefSeq and is a predicted model, not a curated record. Lineage: Eukaryota; Metazoa; Chordata; Actinopteri; Cyprinodontiformes; Poeciliidae. The transcript has 5 exons.